This is a messenger RNA of Puntigrus tetrazona (Sumatra barb), 3228 nucleotides long. RefSeq names its product high affinity immunoglobulin gamma Fc receptor I. Gene Ontology annotation, molecular function: transmembrane signaling receptor activity. Bases 115 to 1713 code for a protein of 532 amino acids. NCBI's taxonomy places the organism in Eukaryota, Metazoa, Chordata, Actinopteri, Cypriniformes, Cyprinidae. Gene Ontology annotation, biological process: cell surface receptor signaling pathway. The transcript has 8 exons. The record is from RefSeq and is a predicted model, not a curated record.
UUAUAAACCACUUUAUCGCCACUUCCUCAAACUUCUUCACACAUCUCGUCUUUAUGUCCAUCAGAUGUCUCUUUCUGACAGACAGCACAGAUCGGCUCGGCUCGGCUGAUAGACAUGAGGUCUCUGCUGUUACUAACAGUGUUGUUGGCUCUCAUAAGGGAAGGUGAGGGACAGAAACCAACAGUGUCUCUCCGGCCAAACUUCCCAAAGGUGUUUGUUGGAGAUGACGUCACUCUGAUCUGUAACCAUAAAAAAGCGAAUAAAACAACAAAAUGGUUUUAUGCCGGAAAACAACAGCCACGUGAGGAUUGUUUAAUGCUUCUUACUGCAGUGACACCAGAAAACAAUGGACAGUAUGAAUGUGAGCAGGACGGAACGAGAAGCGACCCGUUCAACCUCGUUGUGCUGGACCUAGAGCCUUUCGCUCAGCUCUCUCCAGCUGCAGGAGGUGCUGUGAUGACCAAAGGAGAUGGAAGACACCUGGUGCUGCAGGCAGAUGAUGAUCUGAAGGACUGGUCUUGUUUUGUGUUGAGGGGAGUGAGCACCUUCGCUCUCAAAGUCGAUGUUGAUGAGAAGAUGAACAGAGCUGUUAUAUUUGCAGAAUUUAAGGAGGCAGAAAGAGCCACUUUCUGGUGCAAGAAAAAGAAAGAUGUUCCUCGUAGCAAUGCUGUGACGCUGAAAAAGACAGAGGUCAGGGUGAUGUUGGAUCCUCCGGCCGUUCCUGCGCUGCAGGGGGAGCCUGUGGCUCUCAAGUGUGUCGUCUGGGGUGGACCGAAGGUGGACAAAGCCAUCUUCUAUAAGAAUAACAAUGUAAUCAAGAGCUCAUCUGAAGACACAUACACCAUCUCCCACGCCACACAAAGUGAUAACGGCAAGUACAGCUGCCACGCCACCUACAGUUUCAGUCACAUCAACAAACAAGCUGCAUGGCUGGAAGGAGAUUCUGAUGCUCAGGAGUUAAAGAUUAUAGGUGGACCUCCUUCUGCAGUGAUUUCAGUGUCUGCUAACAAUCUGCAGUGUUCCUGUCCUCACUGUCCUGAUGGAUGCACAUCCUAUGAAUGGUAUAACAUACACUUUGACGAUCCACACGCACGCGUAAAACUACCUGAAAACGGCGAGUAUACAUUAAACAAAGAAGGAAAGUUCAUCUGCCGGAGGGAAUGCGGGGAAGGUUUCUCUCGUUUCAGCCACCAUUUCAUCAACAAAGGAUCAGAUACUACAAACUUGGUGCCAAUCUUGGUGGCGGCGUUUGCCAUCUUUCUCGGGUUCUUGAUCAUCCUGCUGGUCGCGCUGAAACGCAGACGUGGAAGAAGCCCCAUCCAGGAUAAAGACAAGAAGACAGGUGGAGACUAUGAGCAAAUCCAACUCAAGGGCAAAGAUCAGGGGGUUUAUCACACCCUGGGCGAGAGCCAGAGCAAGGACCAGGCCGAGGGGGGUUACGAACCCCUACAAAAGAAGCAGGAGGAGGGUGUGUACCACACAGUAGGACCUGGAGAGGGUCAAAGUGAAGGUCAAGGUGGUUACGAGGCUCUUAAGAACGUCAAAGCUGAGGUGUACCAGACGCUGAGUUCAGAAGGCUCAAAAAAGCCAACAGGAGAAGCAGAGGGAGGGUAUGAGCAGCUUCCUCAGAAAGACAAAGAUUACGAGGUCGUGAAAGUGGAGGAAAAUCCAUACGAAGAACUGAAAAAGCAGAAGGGCACAGAGAAAGAAUAAGGGAAUCCUGGAAAGAAUAAGCACCACAAUAAUGAGAUGACUGUUUAGUCACUGAAGACAAUGGACUUUCUCUAACAGUUCCUCUAAUUCAGGAUUAAAAGGAUAUUACACACACACACACACACACACACACACACACACACACACACACACACAUAAUCUUCAUCAAUCUCUGUCAGUCCAUAAAAACGACUUUAAAUUUAACUUUACCUCUAAAACUGACUCUCCAAAAUCCACAAAAAGCUUAGACGACGACUCCAGCUGAUUAAUCAGUCUUUUGAAACAAAACGACAGGUGUAUGUAAAAAAAUGCUGUUAUUUCAAACAUUCAAAAUAUAUAUAUAUAUAUAUAUAUAUUUUUUUACCUGUAAACAAAAAUUAUAUUGAAAAUUGACAUAAAACGCCACUUUCCAACCGUCGCUCGCGCGUUCAUGAGCUCAGGUGACGCGAGCACGUAAUGAAACUCUCGCGAGAAUGCCGCACACGCAAGAGAGCCGCCAUUUUCGCGCCAGUUGUUGUUUUAUUUGUAUAUUAUAUAGCUAAUUAUUAUACAUUUGGAAUGGAAUAAAUGAUACGUUUAUUUUUUGGGGGUAGAGUAAUUCCUAUAAUGAAGGUUACGAUAGUAUUCUCAAAAAAAUACAUUUGUCAAAAUAAGAAUCACUUUAUUCUGUAAAUUAUCGAUGGAGAAAAAUCUAAUACCAAACUAGCAAUUCUACUUUGACACCGAAGCACGACGUGAAGAAAUAGACACACUUCGACUUUAAAGUGAUUCAGAGAAAGAAAUAAAAUAAUAAUCUCCUAAUAUGAAAGCAUAUAAGCUUAUAAAACCUACACAUACAAAUAGUUAUAGUAAACAAGAUUACAGAUGCCACACCGAUUCACUCAUACAGACACAUUUUUGAGAAUUCAGAAACAUAAUUCUGUAUAUAGCAGGGCAAAAACAAAAAAAAAUAAUACGUUUUGUACAAUAACACAGGAGGAUUUAGGCCUAAAGCACAAGGCAUCACAUAUAAAUAAAAUAUAAAAGCAUCAAACUAAGAAUUGCACAAAAUCAGUUAUUUGUGUGAAUUUAUACAAAUUAUUCUGUCUAUUACAGAUGUAAUGAAACAGAUAUGUACAGUAUAUCUCAGUAUAUCACAAUAUAUCUCAACUAGUAUCACUCUCAUCCAACUGUAUGCAGUUACUGUAGUCUUUGCAGUAUUUUCUUCUUUUAAUCAUGUUUCAUUUGCACUGUAGUCUUUACAGUAUUUCAUUUUAACCGUGUUUCAUUUGUGCUGUAGUCUGUGUGCAUUUCAAUGUUUUAUCAUGUUUAUCUUUUGACUUUAAUUUUACAUCAUUCACAUUGUUUUGUGGGUUGUUUUUUUUAGGUUGGUUAGAUGGUUUUAAUGGUUAGUUAGUAGGUUUUAAGUAUUUUAAGAAUGUCAUGCAUUUUCAGCUUGUUUAACUCUGGAUGUAUAUCAUAUGGUGCACAUCUCUAUAACUCAAUUCAAUACACAAUAUUACAUUUUUACUGCAA